Molecule: messenger RNA, 866 nt
Organism: Populus nigra (black poplar)
Lineage: Eukaryota; Viridiplantae; Streptophyta; Magnoliopsida; Malpighiales; Salicaceae
Product: universal stress protein A-like protein
Exons: 4
Coding region: 152-691 (179 amino acids)
Source: RefSeq, a predicted model, not a curated record
CCAGGACUGCGUAUACUGCCUAUAAAUAAUACUACGGAUUAGGCUUGUUUUGUUAUCAACAUCUUGAGGCCAGUAUUUUUCACAGAGCUGUGUUUAUAGGCUUUAUAAAUCAGCUAGGAGUAAGGAAACCAGACUGUCAAGGUUACUUACAAUGGAAGGAGUGAGUGUCGACGACAAGCACAAGAUAGUGGUGGCGGUGGACGAGAGUGAGGAGAGCAUGCAUGCACUUUCAUGGUGUCUAAGCAACCUUAUUUCUCACAAUUCCACCACCACGCUCGUCCUCCUCUAUGUUAAACCCCGUCCAAUUAUCUACUCUUCCUUUGACAUCGCAGAUCACAUAUUUUCGGCUGAUGUGAUUGUUGCCAUGGAAAAAUAUGGGACCGACUUGGUGAACUCAGUGAUGAAACGAGCAGAAGCCGUCUUCAGGAACUUCAACAGAAAUGUAAACGUGGAAAAAGUAAUUGGGAGUGGAGAGGCACAGGAUGUGAUCUGUGAUACAGUUGAGAAACUUAGACCUGACACUUUGGUCAUGGGAAGCCAUGGCUACGGUUUCUUGAAGAGGGCUAUCCUCGGAAGUGUGAGUGAACAUUGUGCCAAGCGUGUCAAGUGUCCAGUCGUGAUCGUCAAGCACCCUCAUGACAAGACUACUCUCCCAUCCAACUCUUCCCUGAAGCAUGAUGACGAAUUCUAACUUUCUUCCAACAAAGCUAGAAUAUUGUGUAUAUUACCACCAAAGAAGGGGAAGAUGGCUCACAGAAACGAUAAAUCUACAUUAGGAUCGACUUAGGGUUUGCUUGCAUCAUUUUAUGUACUUAAAAUGUGUUAAUAAUAAUAAAAAAAGUUUUGUUUGCUGCGCCUUAUCACAA